This is a messenger RNA of Chaetomium globosum CBS 148.51, 654 nucleotides long. RefSeq lists its product as uncharacterized. Gene Ontology annotation, cellular component: cytoplasm. NCBI's taxonomy places the organism in Eukaryota, Fungi, Ascomycota, Sordariomycetes, Sordariales, Chaetomiaceae. The transcript has 2 exons. The record is from RefSeq and is a predicted model, not a curated record. Gene Ontology annotation, molecular function: cysteine-type deubiquitinase activity. Gene Ontology annotation, biological process: protein deubiquitination; ubiquitin-dependent protein catabolic process. The coding region runs from base 1 to 654 and encodes 217 amino acids.
AUGAACGCCCUGGCCAAGAAGAUGGGACUCUCCGAGGACCUGACCUUUUACGAUGUCUACUCUCUGGACGAGCCCGCCCUACUCGCCCACAUCCCCCGUCCGGCGUACGCCUUGCUCGUCAUCGUUCCCAUGUUCCCACAGUGGAAGCAAGACCGCGAGGCAGAAGACGCGGCGCUCGGCGACCCGGCCAGCUACUACGACGGCGGUGCGGCCGGCAAGGGGGACGAGCCUGUCAUCUGGUUCGAGCAGAUCAUUGGCGACGCUUUAUCCUCCCCGGGAAGCACCCUCGAGCAGCUGCGCAACGAUGCCAUUCCCUUGGCCCACCCAGAGCGGGCCCAACUGCUACAUGAUAGCGAGGAGUUUGAGGAGGCCCACAAGUCUGUGGUUGCCAUGGGCAGUACGCGAGUCCCUACUCCAGGGGACCACGAACAUUCCGGUCACUUUAUCGCUUUCGUCAAGGCGAACGGUCAUCUCUGGGAGCUGGAGGGUUGUCGGGGUGGGCCGCUGGACCGAGGCGAGCUCGGUGAAGACGAGGAUGUCCUGAGCCCGAGGGCGCUAGACCUUGGUCUGAAGCGGAUUAUCAACCUCGGCGGAACUGCUGACGAACGGGACCUCCGCUUCAGCUGCAUUGUUCUUGCCCCGAAGGAGGCUUGA